GUAUAGUGUUUGCAUGCAGAAAAGCAUGGUGGGGCAAUUAUUUGCUUUGUGGAUGUAAAGAUUUCUUAGUGGCAUUUUAAUCAAUGGGCAGGAGAGUAUUUACGAGUUAGCAAAGUAGGCUAAGAGGAACAGCUUCUGUCUUUGGCAGGGAUUCUGGAUCCAGCGAUAGGAGGUGGCGGAGAGUUGUCCUAUCCCCAGGUAAAGGGUUCAGCGACGUAAUGAUAAAAGGUUUCUCCUGGUUGUGAACUCGCCACUGGCUCUUUGGCAUGGUUGGAGGUCUAACUGGUAAAUGUGGCCUGCAGGCUACUCACCUUUGCAUCAAUGUUUCUCCAUAAUUUGCCUUGCAAAUGGCAUCAGUUGUCUGUGGUUCCCUGUGUGAUCGUUUUAAAGAGAAAACCAGACGGAAAGUUAGUUACAGGCUGCAGAAAAGCAUCUAUUUUUUUUAAUGGAAUACAUAUAUUUAUAAAUAGGUAUCUCUUUUCCUUUCUGACAAUAAAACAUAAAUGAAAAUGCUUAAAAGAACCCGUAGACAAUCUAAAGAAUGUAUGUUUACGAGGACCCAGUGGUCUUAGGAAACAUACAUUGUUGAAUCAUGUUUGCCUUGAAACUGGCAACCCGUGACGUAUACAGGUACACGCAGGUUGAAAACAAACACUCCUUUAAAAAAGAGCUCAGAUGACUGUAAGUGAGUUCAGAGAGAAGAUCUUAACGAGAAACAAGGAACGGACAUCCUUUAGAAGAAAAGAAGACAAAGAGGAAAAUGACCACCGACAUGGAGGGACAAAGCAAACUGGAGCAGCUUCAGGGCAAUGUGGAGGAGGUCCGGAUCAUCAUGCAGGACAACUACACCAACGUGAAAGAGCGCGAGGAAAAACUCAAGAGACUGGAUGAGAGAGCUGAGGCGCUGCUUGAGAGUAGCAAAAGGUUUCACAAGACAUCGAAGAGAGUGAGAAACAAGAUGGAAAAGGAAAACACAGGUUUGCAAUGUAAGAUCUGGAAGAUAGUUGUGGUCGCCUUAGCAUUGGUUGCUUUGGUCAUCAUCAUCAUCUGCAUCGCUGUUGGGGUUUUACAAUAAGGAUGAAGAGAUCAGAGACACUAGUGAAAAAUGCCAAGAAGCCAAUGACGAAGAAGAAGAAGAAGAACAGUCGUUUAAGUUCCUGAGGAUUUCAAAUGUUUUCAGAUGUUUGCGCAAUAAUACACAUUUUCUUUUUGUUCUAAAUCUAUUGUCUAUACAAUUUCUAAACACUUCCCUUCAUGUCUUUAAAAGAUAGACAGGCAGGCAGACAGGCAGGCAGACAGGCAGACAGGCAGGCAGGCAGACAGACAGACAGACAGGCAGACAGACAGACAGACAGGCAGGCAGGCAGGCAGACAGACAGACAGACAGAAAGGCAGGCAGGCAGGCAGACAGACAGACAGGCAGACAGAAAGACAGACAGACAGAUAGACAGACAGGGCAAAAAAAAAAAAGGAAUGUCUGCCAAAGAGGUGGAAAAAUGUUGAUGAAAAAAAUGUGGAGAAAUCCAAAAUGGCCGAAUACGGUCCUUGUGUUAGCAUCACAUCUGUGCUAAACCUCGCACACGCUAAAUGUUAUCUCCGGGUUUCAGUCGUUACAGAUUUCAGUAUCCAUUGUAUAUUUACGCAUAUUUAGUUCUUCUUCCUGUUUCAUUUUAGUUUCAUGAAACAGGUUUUUUCCCUCUCAUUUUGUCUCAGGGAGUUUUUUUCUUAUAUAUAUGUUCAUAUCUAGUCAAUGGACAAAAGAUUUGUAUGUACAUUUUUUUGAAAAUCCCAUCCCACAUUUUGUCCCUACAGUAUUUACUGUUAUUGUGAACUUCACAUUUCUUGGAAGUUGUUUAUCUAGACAAUGCAUCUGUCAGAGCUCUACAACAAAUCUUCCACAUAGUCUCACACUUCUCACUCAAAAAAACGUUCUGAAAGCAGAAUCUAGAUAGAGUACAUAGAAAACACACUCAUCUAGCAAUUUUUUUUAUAGUUUUAUGAAAUUACAGGGCUGUUCCCAAAAACUCCAGGUUUUUGCUUCAGAAUGUUACUUGUGUCACCUUUUCUGUACAAUUGAUCAUUUUUGUAUAAAUAUAAGAAUAUAACCAUGAACAUCUCUGGUUUUUCAGGGUUGUUUUUUUGUUGGAUUUUAUUAAAAUAUUGUGUAUUUUGCA
Molecule: messenger RNA, 2174 nt
Organism: Silurus meridionalis
Lineage: Eukaryota; Metazoa; Chordata; Actinopteri; Siluriformes; Siluridae
Product: vesicle-associated membrane protein 3-like
Exons: 3
Coding region: 761-1075 (104 amino acids)
Biological process (GO): vesicle fusion; vesicle-mediated transport; SNARE complex assembly
Cellular component (GO): plasma membrane; SNARE complex
Molecular function (GO): SNAP receptor activity; syntaxin-1 binding
Source: RefSeq, a predicted model, not a curated record